CGGGCUGGCUGCUGCAGGCGGAGGGCGGGCGGGGACGGAGCCGCCCUCGCUCCGCGCCGCCGUGUCCCGCCGAGCAGCCCGCAGAGGGACGCGGCUCGCUCCCGCAUAAAAAAUGGCAUUUCGGAAGGCAGUGAAAGGAACUGCUCUCAUUGGAGGAGGUGCCAUAGCAACAGUUUUUGGCCUCUCUCAUUUUUCUCAGUAUAGAAACAAACACGGUGCCCUGGUGCAGGUGCAGGCUGCAGAGGCUGCUCCAGUGAGGAAGGACCAUCUCCCCACGAGGGAGCAGCAGCUGCUGGCCCUGCAGAGCGGCGAGGAGUUCGACGUGCUGGUCAUCGGCGGGGGAGCCACGGGCUGCGGCUGCGCCCUGGAUGCAGCCACCAGAGGACUAAAAACAGCCCUUCUAGAAAGAGAUGAUUUCUCAUCGGGGACCAGCAGCAGGAGCACUAAAUUGAUCCAUGGUGGAGUGAGGUACCUGCAGAAGGCCAUCAUGAAGCUGGAUUUCGAGCAGUACAGGAUGGUGAAGGAGGCUCUGGAGGAGCGUGCCCACCUGCUGCAGAGUGCACCCCACCUCUCGGCCCCGCUGCCCAUCAUGCUGCCCAUCUACAAGUGGUGGCAGCUGCCUUACUACUGGAUUGGGAUCAAGCUGUAUGACCUGGUGGCAGGCAGCCAGUGCCUGAAGAGCAGCUACGUGCUGACCAAGGCCCGGGCCCUGGAGCUGUUCCCCAUGCUGCGCCGGGACAAGCUGGUGGGAGCCAUUGUCUACUACGACGGCCAGCACAACGACGCGCGCAUGAACCUGGCCAUCGCCCUGACCGCCGCCCGCUACGGCGCCGCCGCCGCCAACUACACCGAGGUGCUGCGGCUGCUCAAGGGCCCCGAGAGCGGCCGCGUCUGCGGCGUGCGCUGCAGGGACGUGCUCACAGGCAAGGAGUUCGAUGUCAGAGCCAAGUGUGUUAUCAAUGCCACGGGACCUUUCACAGACUCGGUGCGCAAAAUGGAUGAUCAGGAGGUGCCCAACAUCUGCCAGCCCAGCGCAGGCGUGCACAUCGUGAUGCCUGGGUACUACAGCCCUGACAACAUGGGGCUGCUGGACCCGGCCACCAGCGACGGCAGAGUGAUCUUCUUCCUGCCCUGGGAGAAGAUGACGAUCGCGGGGACCACGGACAGCCCCACGGACGUCACCUCCCACCCCAUCCCCACGGAGGAGGACAUCAACUUCAUCCUGUGCGAAGUGCGCAACUACCUGGGCCCCGACGUGGAAGUGAGAAGAGGAGACGUGCUGGCAGCCUGGAGUGGCAUCCGGCCCCUGGUCACCAACCCCGACUCCAAGGACACCCAGUCCUUGUCCCGGAACCACGUCGUGACCAUCAGCGACAGCGGCCUCGUCACCAUUGCAGGCGGGAAGUGGACAACCUACCGUGCCAUGGCCCGGGACACCAUCGACGCGGCCGUGCGCGAGCACGGGCUGCAGGCAGGCUCCUGCAGAACCAUGGGGCUGCAGCUGGAGGGGGCCCAGGACUGGAGCCCCACGCUCUACAUCCGACUGGUCCAGGACUACGGGCUGGAGAGCGAGGUGGCUCAGCACCUGGCUUCCACCUACGGGGACAAGGCUUUUGAGGUGGCCAAAAUAGCCCAGGUGACGGGGAAGAGGUGGCCCAUUGUUGGGAAACGUCUGGUAUCUGAAUUUCCUUACAUCGAGGCUGAGGUGGUGUACGGGGUGCGGGAGUACGCGCGCACGGCCGUGGACAUCAUCUCGCGGCGCACCCGCCUGGCCUUCCUCAACGUGCAGGCGGCCGACGAGGCCCUGCCCCGCAUCGUGGACAUCAUGGGCAAGGAGCUCGGCUGGUGCGAGCAGAAGAAGAAGGAAGAGCUUGAAACGGCUAAAACAUUCCUGUACUAUGAGAUGGGCUACAAGGUGAAAACAGAUCAGUUAACAGAUCAGUCUGAGAUCAGCCUGGUGCCUUCGGAUAUCGAGAGGUACAAGAAGCGCUUCCGCAUGUUUGACAAGGACAAGAAGGGCUUCAUCACCAUCCUGGACGUGCAGCGCGUGCUGCAGAGCAUCAGCGUGCAGAUGGACGAGAACACCCUGCACGAGAUCCUCAACGAGGUGGAUCUCAACAAAAACGGGCAGGUGGAGCUCAACGAGUUCCUGCAGCUGAUGAGUGCCAUCCAGAAGGGCCGCGUGUCGGGCAGCAGGCUGGCCGUGCUGAUGAAGAGGGCCGAGGAGAACCUGCGCCGCCAGGCCAUCCCCGUGGACCGCAGCGGCGGCGGGCUCUGAGCCCGGUGUGUCCCCAGGGACUGCCCGGUGUGUCCCCAGGGACUGCCCGGUGUGUCCCCGGUGUCCCCAGGGACUGCCCGGUGUGUCCCCAGGGACUGCCCGGAGUGUCCCCAGGCUGCCCGGUGUGUCCCCAGUGUCCCCAGGGACUGCCCGGUGUGUCCCCGGUGUCCCCAGGGACUGCCCGGUGUGUCCCCAGGGACUGCCCGGUGUGUCCCCAGGGACUGCCGGUGUGUCCCCAGUGUCCUCAGGGACUGCCCGGUGUGUCCCCAGGGACUGCCCGGUGUGUCCCCAGUGUCCUCAGGGACUCCCGGUGUGUCCCCGGGGACUCCCGGUGUGUCCCCAGGCUGCCCGGUGUGUCCUGCCCGGUGUGUCCUGCCCGGUGUGUCCUGCCCGGCGGUUCCCCGUGCCUCCUGUCCUGGCAGCACUCAGGAGCUCUGGGCACCCUGGGCACGCCCUGUCCCGGCCAUGCCCGGGCUCCACCUUCACCCUGGGUGCUCAGAGGCAAUCCUGCCCUUAAACCUCUCUGAGCUGCUCCUGCCUCUGCAAGGAGCAGCAAGGGGGGAAAGCUGUGUCCUGGAGUGGAGACGCCGUUCCAGAGGAGCACUUCCCGGGGUGAGGGUGAUGGAGACCUGUCCUGAGCCUGCUGUGCCUGCUAUUUGCCCUGUUGCUCCAGUGCUGCCAGCACUUGGCCUCUCAGAAAUUCCAGCUGGAAAACAAGACACCUGCAUUAAUCACCCGAGGUAAUAAUGUAGCUGAAAGCUGGGCACAGCUUCCCUUCUCCCCUGUUAACACAAAUAAACUGCCUCUAAUAAAUGGCAUUGUCUGCAGGUGGUGCUUUGUGCAGUCAAAUAAAGGCAAAAGGUGUCUUAUGCUAAAAAGAGCUUCAAGCUUGGGUCAAACCCUGAUGGGGCAGGUUUUGGUAGCACAACGUUGUUAAAUAUUACCUUAAAAAUGCUCAGAUACGGUAAAAAAAGCAAAGUGUAUGUCUUGCAUCCUACUAACUUUUCCAGAAGAAAACGGCUGUUUUUCAGCAGGCUCGAUGGAAAAGCAAAGCCUGGAGCCCUCAGUGGAGCUGUUGCAGCACUGCUGUACCUGCCUGGUGCCCUCCUGCUGCUGGCUUGGGCUGAGAUCAGCUGGGAGGUUGUAGAACAAGGCAGUGAAACCUGGUUUUCUGCUGGAUUUGGCAUCUGCUGUAUUCCCUGAGUAGAGCAAUUUCCACCUCAAACCGAGCUUCACUUCCCAGGAGUCGGAAUUUCUGCUGAAGUAAAAUUUGAUGUAUUUAACUGGUAUCAGCACGUCCACUGAUGGAAAAUAACAUCCAUCAGGGGUGCCCAACAGGGCAGGAGUGAACAGCAAAGAUUCCUUGGAUAUUUUAACGGGGAAAAUGGCUCCAGGCACAAAUGGAGAUGCUGAGCAGUGGUGGGGUACAGCAGUGAGUGCAGAUACUGUCUUGGGCUGCAGAAGCAGAGCCCUUAAAAAAAAAAAACAUUAAACAUUCAGAUGUUGAAAAACAGUAGAUACAAAAGAAAAGGGUAAAACUCACCUAAAAUGAGUUCCUAAAACAGUUCAAUGGGUUUUGCAUGUUCAGUUUGCUUUUUGCUGCAGAUGUUGUUCAGGUUCUGGCUCUGUGCUUCGAGCAGGGGCUGGGGAAGGGGGAGUUGGCACAUCUGACACCACGAGGAUGUUUUAAUGGACAAAGGGCUUUGUUCCUGUGGUCCUGCAGGCUUUUCCUUUUGAGCUCUGUUCCAGAAUGUUCAGGUGAAGGAUGGAAUGUUUGUGUUCAAAGCACAGUAACAGCUUUCACCUGUCCUGCAGAAUGGAGGGAAGUGGAUGUAUAGCACACGGUAAUUUUGGCUCAGUGGGCGAGGGAAGGGGUUCAGGAGUCUACUGUUAACAGAAGUGUAAGGGGAAAAAAACAAAGUAAAAGUCAUGAGACCUUCUCCAGGCCAAGUGAAGAAAAAAUAUUUCCAAUGUUGAACAGGCUUUUUGUAAAGAAAAAAUAUUUUCACUAUUGAACAGUUUUUGUACAGUUUAAAGAAAAGUUCUCCACUCCUCUCUAACUGGCAUUGUUAAACCUGAAUUUACCUGGAAAGCAGGAUUUCUGUGUUGUACCCAAAGUAUGUUCUUUGUUCUCUUGUUUUGCUAAUCUUGCAUCUGGAAUGUGGCUGUGGGUUCUCCCAACUGUGUGUGUCCCUGGACAUGGAUUUGCUUUGUGUGUCAGGCUUGUGUCAGCUCCUGCUCCCCCAGCAGUGCAGGAAAGCUCCCAGUGUUUAUUUAUCCCCUGGCUCUGUCUGCAGGAGCGCUGCCUUUGCUCUGUGGGGUCUCCAUGUGGAUGUUCUGUGGCAAGAGCUGCAUGCUGUCACUGGCUUGCUGUGCUGAUCUGGGAUGGAAAAACAAAUGGGACUGUGUGCGUGAAGGUUUCUGGAUUUUCUGUGGGUAUUUUGUGCUGUAAAUAAGGUGCCCCUGUGGGGAGGGGGAUCCAUGCAGUAUCUGGGUGUGUAUAAAUACGUGGACAGACACACUGCAGCUUCCCACGUGGCACUUGUUGUCAGGUUCCUCUUGCAGCCCGGGCUGUUCAAGGCUGUGUUUGAAGCUGGGUUGUCAUUUUUACAAUGUCUCGGUGUUUUCCUGCCAUUAUUUAUUACCUUUGAUAUCUGGAAUGAGCCGCAUGCGUUUAUUGAGCAAUAAGAGGAUGUAUUUAAUGUGCCUUGUUUUUAACUAAGGACUGGAAGCAUGACUCAAUAAAAGUGGCUAAAAAAGCUC
Molecule: messenger RNA, 5041 nt
Organism: Lonchura striata (white-rumped munia)
Lineage: Eukaryota; Metazoa; Chordata; Aves; Passeriformes; Estrildidae
Source: RefSeq, a predicted model, not a curated record